Clonostachys byssicola is the source of this 2529-nucleotide messenger RNA. Lineage: Eukaryota; Fungi; Ascomycota; Sordariomycetes; Hypocreales; Bionectriaceae. The record is from the annotation of a GenBank genome assembly.
AUGGCCUCCAGUGUCGAGAUAGCGACCACGCCGUCGGCGGACACCCCGCACACAUGCCUGUUCCUACGCAACGAGAGGACCCAGUAUCUCUUCGGCCGCCCCGGCGAGGGCACCCAGCGCGCAUUCACGAGCCGCAAACUCCCCGUCAACGGAACGAGCAACAUCUUCCUCUCGGGCCAUGUGAACUGGGACCAGAAUGGCGGUCUCGUCGGCUACCUGCUGACCGCGGCAAACUCUGCCAUGGCCGCGCUUGACGCCGAGCUGGAGAACAACGAGCGCCUGAUAAAGAAGGGCAAGAGCCCCAAGCCUUUGCAGUCCCAAGCCGUAUUCAAAGUCCAUGCCGCCGACAACAUCAGCCACAUCCUCGCCGCCAGCCGCCGGUUCAUCUUCCGACAGCCUUUGCUGCUCAAAGUCCACGAGUACCGUCAGAACGCACGGGAUAUCGACCCCGCGAACAUCGACCCCGACUACCAGGAUGACUAUAUAAAGGUCUGGAAUGUCCCCUCGGAUGGGGUACAGGCUACUAGCCCUCUUAAACGCUCCCGUGAAAGCUCUACCGAGCCUGGGGUCCAGGAAGGAUCAUCGUCGCCAAUUCUCAAGCCGGGCCGUGUCCCUUCCGAUCCUGCCUUUGCGCAAUUCGUCACCGAGAAUUUUGUAUUCAAUGGAGUCCUGGAGAACAGUCUAUGUCUACUACAGACAACGAGGGGCGAAUUGGGCCCAGACGACGUUGCAUUUGUGAGGCACGAAUCCUCCUUCUCAAGAUAUGUCCCCUCAGACACCGACAGUCAGGAUAUGACAGUCUGGGUAUACCCAACUACAAAGGCAUGGAAGGAGAAGGAGAAAGAAGGAAAGCUGCCUACUCAAUACCUAGAGUACGUGGCGCUCCCCAAGACAAGCUACUCGCAGACCUCGAUGAGCUAUAUUGUGAAGACCAUGGACCGCAGAGGAAAAUUCAACGUCGCUGCCGCCAAUUCACACGGAGUUGAGAAGGUGGACUACAAGCGUCUGAUUGCAGGCGAGUCGGUCCAGGGCAAAGAUGGGCAGACGGUCACCCCCGAGAUGGUCUUGGGUGAUACGAUGCCUGGCAAGGGCUUCAUCGUCGCGGACAUUCCUGGCCGCGAAUUCGUGGACUCCUUCUUCCGGCGCCCCGAGUGGAAGGAUACACGCUUGAUGGAGAACAUCUUCCAGAUCUACUGGAUCCUUGGCUCAGGUCUGUCGACGGAUCCCCAAGUUCUUAAAUUCAUCGAAGACCACCCCGAGUUCCGCCACAUCGUCUCCUCUCCCGAAACUUGCCCCAACAUGAUAACGCAUCCCGGUUCUGCGGAGCUGCAAAUGAAGCUGCACAGAAUCGACCCCGACAGGUUCAGUAUCCUAGACUACAACAACAGGACGCAGGCCACGGCGCCCUCUAGCUCCACCGUUACAUAUGGAAGAACAGGCCACAAUGUCCAGCUCAUGCCCAAGUUGACCGUCAACGAGAAGAACAUCAGCCCCUUUGUCGAUCUUGCCGGAGCGUCCGGGGAAGUCAGUGCCGCCGUCCUCCAGCUCGCCGAGGAGGGAAGGGCCAAAGCUUCGGACCCUACCUUCCUCGCACAGGUGGAGGAGUCGGAAAAGGACAUUCCUAGCAGAGACACGGAGAUCAUCUGCCUGGGCACCGGAUCCUCCUGCCCGAGCAAGUACCGAAACGUCUGUGGGACUCUCAUCCGCGUCCCCGGCAUCGGAAGCUACCUGCUCGAUGCCGGAGAGGGCACCAACGGACAGAUCCGCCGUCUGUUCGGAGACGAGGGGGCCCGUGAGAUCAUGCGGGAUCUGAAGUGCAUCGUCAUCAGCCAUCUCCACGCCGACCACCACCUGGGCGCCGUCACAGUCAUCAAGGAGUGGUACAACCAGGCCGUAAGGGACGGCAACAAGGCCAACCUGGCCAUGAUCUGCAACAAUCUCUUUCGCAGCUUCCUGGAGGAGGUCUCGCUGGUGGAGGACUUCGGCCUGCAUCGACUCUUCUUCCCCAGCUGCACCGCUAACCCCGGUGCCCCUGACCGGCCGCUCGCAACCGAGGAGCACUUCCAGGGCAACGACUGCGGCCUGAAGGCAGUCAAGCGCAUCCCCGUCAACCACUGCAGGAGGUCCAUGGCCACGGAGCUCGAGUUCUCCUCGGGCCUCCGCAUCGCCUGGUCCGGCGACUGCCGCCCCUCCUCAGACUUCGCCCAGGCCUGCAGGGGCACGCACCUCCUCAUCCACGAGUGCACCUUCGACGACGACAUGAAGUCCCACGCCUCGGCGAAGAAGCACUCCUCCCUCUCCGAGGCCCUGGGCGUGGCCAAGCAGAUGGAGGCCCGCCGCGUCCUCCUCACCCACUUCUCCCAGCGCUACGUCAAGGCCAAGUCCGUCUCGGGCAGGUUGGAAGCCGGGUCGGAGGAGCAGGCCGUGCUGAUGGGUCACGACUUCAUGCGCGUGAGGCUGGGGGACUUCCAGAAGGCGGCCUGCUACAUGCCUGCCAUCGACAGGCUGAUGGAGGAUCUGGCCUCUUGA